CCUUAUGUUUAUGUGCACGAAAGGUUUACAUAUGUAUAAAAUUAAUUCAGUGUUACUAUUCAUUGUUAUUCCUACUAUCAUUUCUAACCAUAGAAACUAAAUUUUUUUAAUUCGUUCAUUAUUGAUUGUGUAUAUAUUAUCUUUACGGCUGUGAACUUCCGUAACCAUUUAUUUGACUUUAUUUGAUUAUUUAUUUUUAAAAUAUAUUCUUGCAAGAAUAAACUUUGAUAUUUAAGUAAAUUAUUAUUAUUAUAAUAUUUUAAAGAUCAAAAACUUUUGUGUACAAUAUUUUUGUGGAAUGGCUGAGAAUGAGCAAAAAGCAUUGCAACUAAUAGCUGAAGCUGAAAAAAAAUUGACAUCUUCAAAAGGAUUCUUAAGUUCACUAUUUGGAGGAUCAUCGAAAGUUGAAGAUGCUGUGGAAUGUUAUCAGCGUGCUGCAAAUUUAUUUAAAAUGUCAAAAAAAUGGAGUGAGGCUGGUAAUGCAUUUUGCCAAGCAGCUAAUCUUCAUGCUAAAGCUGGUAGUAAACAUGAUUCCGCAACAAAUUAUAUAGAUGCUGCCAAUUGCUAUAAAAAAUCAGAUGCAUCAGAAGCUGUAAAUUGUUUAUUGAAAGCAGUAGAAAUAUAUACCGAUAUGGGCAGGUUCACAAUGGCUGCUAAGCACCAUCAAAACAUUGCUGAAAUUUAUGAAAACGAGGCUGCUGAUUUAGACAGAGCCGUUCAUCAUUACGAGUUAGCAUCAGAUUAUUUUCGUGGAGAAGAGAGUAACUCAUCAGCAAAUAAAUGCUUGUUAAAAGUAGCACAGUAUGCUGCGCAUCUUGAAAAUUAUGAAAAAGCAAUUCAAAUUUAUGAACAGGUAGCAGUAUCAUCUUUAGAAAGUUCAUUGUUAAAAUAUAGUGCAAAAGAAUACUUUUUAAGAGCAGCUCUAUGCCAUUUAUGUAUUGAUAUAUUAAAUGCUCAGCAUGCCAUAGAACGAUAUCAAGAACAAUGUCCUGCAUUUCAAGACGCAAGAGAGUGUAAACUUAUUAAGGUACUAAUUGAAAAUUUAGAAGAACAGAAUGCUGAAGGAUUUACUGAAGCAGUUAAAGAAUAUGAUUCAAUUUCACGUUUAGAUCAAUGGUUUACAUCUAUAUUAUUACGAAUCAAGAAACAAAUCAACGAUAAUCCUGACUUACGUUAGAUUCUAUAAUAUUGACUUAAACAAGUGGAAAAUAAUUCUACUUUAAUAUCCUCUAUGCGUGAAUCAUUAUGAUUCUGCAAUAAAUUCAGAUAUAAAAUUUUGAAUUAUCUAUAGGAAAUUAGAAAUAUGUAAUGUAGUAUAAUUAUUGAUAAAGUAGCUGUGAAUAAAUGUGUACUGGAUAUACGGUUAAAAAGA
Messenger RNA from Phymastichus coffea, 1372 nucleotides. It is a transcript of the gene alphaSnap, whose product is annotated as alpha-soluble NSF attachment protein. Gene Ontology annotation, biological process: SNARE complex disassembly; intracellular protein transport. The transcript has 5 exons. Lineage: Eukaryota; Metazoa; Arthropoda; Insecta; Hymenoptera; Eulophidae. Gene Ontology annotation, molecular function: syntaxin binding; soluble NSF attachment protein activity. The coding region runs from base 299 to 1177 and encodes 292 amino acids. Gene Ontology annotation, cellular component: vacuolar membrane; SNARE complex. The record is from RefSeq and is a predicted model, not a curated record.